Eurytemora carolleeae is the source of this 1159-nucleotide messenger RNA. RefSeq lists its product as uncharacterized. Lineage: Eukaryota; Metazoa; Arthropoda; Copepoda; Calanoida; Temoridae. The coding region runs from base 105 to 878 and encodes 257 amino acids. The record is from RefSeq and is a predicted model, not a curated record. The transcript is spliced from 7 exons.
AAUCUAUAAAGUUAAUCAGAUUAUUUUUCAGAUGUCAAUAUUGGAAACCAAUCUUAUUCAAAUAGAAUAAGUCUGAGUGAUAAGAUAAUUCCAAAACAAAUUACAUGACAUGUACAUUUUGUUUACGGAAAUUAAGCAGGCAUAGUCAAGUAAAUUUUGGCAUUACAUCGUUUCUUUUGAAUGAGAAACAUGAGCAGUACAGGGGGAGACACACAAGAAGGAAGACUAACAAUCCCCUGCUUCUUCUGAGCCAAAAACUAGAGUUUAUACAACCCCUACCCCUCGACCCCCUUCACCGUGCUGGUGCCCCUGAGCCAAGUUCUCCUGAAGAGCCCCUGAUCUCCUCUGGACUAGAAAGUUUAACUGAGGAACCUGAAUCACGAACUCAGACUGAGAAUGAUGUUGGAACAGAUAGACUGGGCUCUUUAAACUCAUUCGACUCCACCUCACUUCCUUGGACUCACUCUCAAAGCUCCUUGUCCCGGCAGGGCAGCUUGUUGUACACCUCCUCCUACACCUCCUGGACUAGACCAGAAGCAGGACACAGGAUAUCUGAUUGUUGUGUUCCUAACAGUUCNAUUCUUGACAAGGAUCCUAGUAUUAGUAUUAAACCUCUAAACAGGAGCCGGUCUAUUCGGAAGAAAUCGUCCGGCCGACUGAUGAAGCGGGAUGGUUCUGCCGACACCAGUCGAGAUAUCGACGAUAUCGAGGAUUUUGAGUUCGACGGAGGAGUUGACGAACUUGUACACGAUGACGAGGAUCUCCCUGAGGAUGAUCUGGACCGUGAGACCAUGAAGAGAUCGAGUCUCCUCCUGCUGGAAUCCCCUGACCUCGCCUACGUCAGCAUGAAUCCAUCGGCCGACGAAUUUUCUAAAUGACGAAAAGCAAAGACGACGGAAAAAAGCUUGUUUCCGUUUUCAGAAAUUUUGUAAACAACAGAAAAUUACAAUUAAUGACAUGAAAACAUGAAAAAGUGAGUGAAAAAAAAAAACACUUUAUGUGAAUAAAAAUUUCAACUUAUUUAUUUAUAUGAUAUUUAAUCGUAUAUUCAUGCAUAUUUAUCUCUAUUCUCUACAGUAUGAUAUAGCAAUCGAUCUUUAAUUGAAUUUUAAAAUAUGUACUACUUUAAACCUUCUUAACAAUAUAUACAUUUUUUAAA